Symbiodinium necroappetens is the source of this 937-nucleotide messenger RNA. NCBI's taxonomy places the organism in Eukaryota, Dinophyceae, Suessiales, Symbiodiniaceae. The record is from the annotation of a GenBank genome assembly.
AUGCUGGGACUGGCGGCGUUGGCCUUCGUCCUCGGGAGCUGGCGUGGCCCAGUGGCCGAGAUCGAGCCGCUGAUCACCACGGCCCUGUACCUUUUCGGCGCCUUGAUGGCCACCUUGAGCCUGAGGAGGUCGCACAUCACGAGACUGCUGGGACCUUCCGAGCAUGUUCUCGAUGAGUAUGCAGCAGACUGCGACUUUCUGGAUGACUGGACGAAGCUGUCGCAAGCGCGGCUUUGGCAGAUAGGCAGCUUCUUCGUGCUGAUGCUGGGUAGCCGCUCAGCGGCGCUGUUCCUCACGAGCGACCCGGGCUAUGGGAAGCUGGUGCGCGACCCACUUGUGGAUGGAGCCACCAUGGUAGCCUUCACGGUCAUGGCGGCAUGCUACUCGACCACAUGCUUCUGUACCCUGCACCUCACGGCCGGGCUCGAGCUGGCCGUGGACAGCUUCGCCGUGCUUCCAGAACGGGAGCCCCAAGGAGGCGGUCCUGGAUUGGAACGUGGUGCAGGCGACCCUGCGACAGACGUCGGGGAAGCUGAGCGACUUCCUCGUGGUCUUGGCUACCUCCUGCAUCGCGGCCUCGAUCCUCUUCGCCUAUCAGGUGGUCUCCCUGAACCUUUCUGCCUCCGGCUUCGCUUUUCUGGACAUCCUCCUCUGGACCGGGUGGCUCUACCCACCGGUGCUCCUCUUCCUUUACACGCUCUCCAGUGCGGCUGCCGUCACCGGCAAGGUGGAUCGACUAGCGCCCUUGGUGAACUCAUGGGCCUUCGACGACACGGAGGUGCUGGACGACGCGCGGCGGUACGUUGUCCAGUACAUCCUGGACAGCCAGGCAGGAUUCUACACCAGAGGGGUGCGGGUGACGGCCUUCAGUGUCCAGAAGAUCUGCUACUACUUCGCUGCUGGGUCCUUCACGCUUUUGGCCAACCUCUGGCAGUAA